This is a messenger RNA of Agrilus planipennis (emerald ash borer), 1640 nucleotides long. RefSeq names its product D-arabinitol dehydrogenase 1-like. Gene Ontology annotation, molecular function: zinc ion binding; oxidoreductase activity. The transcript has 8 exons. NCBI's taxonomy places the organism in Eukaryota, Metazoa, Arthropoda, Insecta, Coleoptera, Buprestidae. Bases 570 to 1532 code for a protein of 320 amino acids. The record is from RefSeq and is a predicted model, not a curated record.
AUGACGUGGCGUCAGUGAUCAGUCAAAAGGUGUUGGCUGAUUUGUUUAGUAACGAGAGGUUUUUCAAAAUUUGUUAAUGUCAGUUGUUUGUGCAUUAGUUAAUUUUGCGUUCCCAUGUAACGUUUAUGUUCGUUCUUUUUUUUUAUUGUGUUCUUUUACAUAAAACAAUUUUUUUCUGAAUUGGUUUUCGAAGUCGCUUUUCGUUCGAAUAUGUUAUCGCGAGUGAAAAGUUUGCUUUCAGCCUGUAAUCAUCAACAGUAAUGAUACUGUCCACAGCCAAUUUUGCAACAAUCCAAAACGAACAUGGUCACUACGUCAAAUGGUUAGUGAUUUUAACGAUUAAACACAAGCAACAUGGAUAUCGGAGGCAGUUGAUUUCAUCCUUUAAUUAGACGAUCUAGUAGUCAGCUAAUUUCAGAAAGAGUAAAGAAAGGGAUAGUUCUAACAAUUUACAUUACAAAAAACAGAGCCAUAGACAUUCAGAAUAUCACUUAUAUGUGAUAACUCCAUUACAAAUGUACGUAUCUAGGAACCAUCGAUAUACAUAGGUAUUAUUAGAAGUUUAAAAUAUGGCGACUAUAGAUAACGAGGUGUUAAUCAAAGUGGCUUAUGCCGGCAUAUGUGGUACAGAUUUACACAUUGUGCAAGGCGCAUUCCCUUGCAACGGAGUAUCCCCUUUUAUUUUAGGGCACGAAUUUUCGGGGAUACUGGAAGCAAAAGGAAGGAAUGUAAAAUGGCUUCAAAUUGGCGAUAGGGUGGCAGUAGAUCCGAACAGAUCUUGUAAUAUUUGUAACUACUGCCGCGAAGGUAAUGUGAAUUAUUGCAAAAACGGUGGAAUAAAUAAUACAUUGGGUAUUGUUAGAGAUGGAGGAUGGGCAGAAUACGUUAGUGUGCCUUCUGACGAAGUUUAUAAACUUCCGGAUUGUAUAACUUUAGAACAAGCUGUUCUUCUUGAGCCGUUAUCAUGCAUUGCUCACGCAUGGUCUAAGAUAAUGCCCAUUAGACCGGGCCAAAAGGUUUUGGUGCUUGGGGCAGGAAUCAUAGGAAAUUUAUUUGCUUGUGUAUUACACUCUCAAGGGCACAGGGAUGUCAUUGUUUCUGAACCAGUGGGGUCACGAAGAAAUUUACUGAAUAAUUUGGAUACAGGAUUUGAAUGCGUCACUCCCGCGAAGCUUAAAUUGAAAAAUAAUCUUUUUGAUGUAAUAAUUGAUACAACUGGAUAUGCACCAGCUGUCGAAGAAGCGAUAUAUUUGCUGGAUUUUGGAGGAAAAGUUUGUUUGUUCGGUUGCGCCAAUCCAGAAGCUAAGAUAAGCAUACCUGCCUUUGACAUUACUGCCAAAGAGAUUCAACUGUUUGGAGUAUUUUUAAAUCCAUUGUCUUUUACAAAAGCUGUCGGCUUAAUGAAAAGUAUGGGACAAAGGUACUUUGAUUUUGAAAAGUUAGGAAUAAAAACCUACAGCCUGUCCAACUACAAAGAAGCUUUAGCAACUCUAAAAGAUGGAACGAUUUCUAAAGCUGUUUUUCGAAUUUAAAAGCAUUAGCUGCCUACUUUUUAGUGUUCUGUAUCUUCUAAGACUUCAAAACAAAUUUUAUUAUUACGUUGACAUGUAGCUACUAAAUAAAUAAAAUAAUUAUGUUAA